Molecule: messenger RNA, 339 nt
Organism: Geodia barretti
Lineage: Eukaryota; Metazoa; Porifera; Demospongiae; Tetractinellida; Geodiidae
Source: the annotation of a GenBank genome assembly
AUGACUACAAGCACAGACCAGGCCAAGUACUGGGUGGCCUUCAACCGCAUAUCCACCAUCGGCAGGGCCAGGUUCGCCAUACUGGAGAGCUACUUUGGCGAUCUGGAGACGGCCUGGCGCGCCGGAUCCUCCGACCUGGCCGCCGCCGGACUGGACCAGCGCUCCGUGAGGGCCAUCGUCUCCCGCCGACCGUCCAUAUCCCCGGACGCCGAGUGGGAACGCCUUGAGAAGCUGGGCAUAGACGCCAUCACCGUCAGAGACCCCGCCUAUCCCAGCCUGCUCAGAGAGGUGUACGACUACCCUCCUGUGCUGUACGUCAAGGCACAAUAUCCUGCCUGA